CCACGAAAACAAACACGUAUCCACAAAAAAUUAUUAUUAUUUUGACAAAUAUUUAUAUGUAUAUUAAAAGGUGCACUCACUGCUUUUAAAUUCCAGUUCUACCUUUACAAAUUUUGACAAAUUUUUGCAUUCUCUAAUACAUGAUACUCAUCUAGAAUACAAGUAUAUAGAUACUCAUCUCUACGGUUUUAAUAGUAUUUGGUCCCUAUAAAUUAAUUAUUAGUCAACUACAUCCACGGCGGUCCCAUUUGAUUUACUCAUUAAAGCAAAGUCUUAAUUUUUCUAGCUUCCCUAUAUUCCUCUUUUUAAUUUCCUCCUCUAAGUUAGCCAUAAAUUGAAGCAGAUUAUUUUGUUAUCUUGAAAAUUGGGACCUUCUUCUGUGCCUUGUAUAUUUCUCCUGCUAGUAAUUGGUGCAAGAAAGAAAGUGAUGGAGGGAAAGGUUGAGGCAGUAGCAAAAGAGUUAAACAAUAAUGGACUUUAUUGUGAAACAAAAUUGGAGGGGGAAGGAGAAUCAGUAACACAGGAUAUCCAAGUACAAUGCGAUGACAAAAUCAGUGAAGAAGAGAAGAACAAGAUUUGCCUUAUGAGAGCUCUUGUCGAAAAGCAAGAUCCUUCUUCCAAGGAAGUAGAUGAUUUUGAGAUAAGAAGGUUUCUUCGAGCUAGGGAUCUGGACGUAGACAAAGCUUCGGCAAUGUUGUUGAAAUGCCUUAAAUGGAAGAAAAGCAUUGCACCAAAUGGCUUCAUUUCACCGAGUGAGAUUCCAAACCAGAUAGCACACAACAAAAUGUUCAUGCAAGGAGUCGACAAACAAGGACGCCCUAUUGCUGUCGUUUUAGGUGGCAGACAUUUUCAGAAUAAACUAGGAGGUCUUGACGAGUUCAAACGAUUUGUUGUCUUGGCUUUGGACAAACUAUGUUCAAGGACCUCACCAGGUAGGGAAAAGUUUGUGGUAAUUGGAGAUCUCGAAGGUUUUGGCUAUUCCAACAGCGAUGCUCGUGCAUACAUUGGGGCUCUGUCCAUUUUACAGGACUGCUACCCUGAAAGACUUGAAAAACUAAUUGUAGUUCAUGUUCCUUACCUAUUCUGGACAAUGUGGAAAAUUGUGUAUCCUUUUAUUGAUAACAAGACCAAAAAGAAGAUCACAUUUGUGGAAAACAAACGACUUGUGACAACCCUACUUCAAGACAUUGAUGAAAGUCAGCUACCUGAGAUUUACGGAGGCAAAAUGCCAUUAGUUCCUAUUCAUGAGGCCUAAGCAUGUAAUUAUUUAGAGCUCCUUUUCAAGGAGUUUCAACCUGAUCGAGCUGGUAAUGCUCUCAAAAGUAUGACAAAGUUUGUACCGAUAUUAUACAUUUGUAUACGUUAUGCAUUAAUAAACAUUUAUAUUUUACCUAA
This is a messenger RNA of Nicotiana tabacum (common tobacco), 1395 nucleotides long. RefSeq lists its product as uncharacterized. NCBI's taxonomy places the organism in Eukaryota, Viridiplantae, Streptophyta, Magnoliopsida, Solanales, Solanaceae. The record is from RefSeq and is a predicted model, not a curated record.